Molecule: messenger RNA, 3038 nt
Organism: Prosopis cineraria
Lineage: Eukaryota; Viridiplantae; Streptophyta; Magnoliopsida; Fabales; Fabaceae
Product: LEAF RUST 10 DISEASE-RESISTANCE LOCUS RECEPTOR-LIKE PROTEIN KINASE-like 2.1
Exons: 4
Coding region: 696-2762 (688 amino acids)
Biological process (GO): protein phosphorylation
Molecular function (GO): ATP binding; protein kinase activity
Source: RefSeq, a predicted model, not a curated record
AGGCGCUCCAUGAAAAGCCCCUCUUCUUUCGGCAUCUCUUAUUUGUUCGUAAUUUGCAAAACUGGGACCCAUAAAUAAAUUCUAACGCGUUUUUCCAGUCUUCAUUCCAAGUCAACAGUCAGUGCUAAGGUCAUCAACAAGUUGGGAAACAAUUAACAAAGAGCUUGGCUUUUUAUUUGAGAAUCAAGUCCCUGCUGGAGUUCUCAAGUGUUGUACCACCAAAAAAAGGAGUGGGGGAAUUAUGGCUUUGGUGGUUUCUGAGUUUCGUUUGCUGCUGCUCACUUCUCUCCCUUUGCUUCUCUCAGCUGGGUACGGAAAUGAUGAUUGUCCUGCAUCCUUUCAUUGUGGAGAACUUGGGAUCAUCCAAUUUCCUUUAACCAAGGCAGAAAGGCUGCACUGUGGCUUAAUGCAGGUAAACGGCUGUGAUGAUCCUUAUUCACCUAAAUCCAUUCAACUACCUACAGCUGCAGGAGCGGCACAGUUUCAGCUCGUCGGCUUCGAUCCCCAGCAAAGCCUGAUUACGGUUGUUGACACAGAAAUAGCACAAUCUGAUGGGUGUAGUAGUAAUAAAAACAUCACAAUUCCUACAAACUCAUCUUUGAUUUCUUUCUAUGUCAAGAAUAACAUGACCACCCGACUUAGAUGCAAGCCCGACUUCACACCCCCCACAAAUUUCGAUUACAAUUUAUUAUGUGAUGAUAACUCCACGGUCUAUUAUGAUAUUGAGCCGGCGGAGCAAGAAAGAUAUUUCUCAGCAUGUUCAAAAAUUGUGCUUCCAACUCCAAGUAAAGGCGAGCCCGAUGAUUUGGGCUUAUCUGAUCGAAUGGCUCCGGAGGUACGAUUAUCUGAUGCUUGUGAUAGGUCUCACCGCCUCCAAGGAGGAAUGUGCGGAUUUGACAGCCACAACAAUUUCCACUGCUAUGGAGUUAUUAGUUCUUUCAGCUUGGUAUGGAAAUGCAAGGCAUGAUCAGUGUCCAAGAUCAUUUAAUUGCGGAGCGCUUGGGAGGCUCCGGUUCCCUUUCACCAAGCCAGAAUUGCCGAAUUGUGGCUUGAUGGUGGUACAUAAUUGUGAUGAUUCAAAUCCUUCUUCAAAUAAAAUGAUUGAGCUAAAGAAGAAUGGAACACCAUUUCUGCAGCUUAACGGUGUCUUUCUGCAGCAAAAUGGGAUUACGGUGUUUGACCAAGAUCUACACGAUCGUUUGGAAUCGAAUGGUUCUUGCGAAGCCUUCAACAACAAUAUCUCAAUUCCUGCAAGAUCUCCUUUGAUUUCUUUUGAUAUUAGAUACAACACAACCCUGUUUAAAUGCAACCACAAACUCAAUGUCAGCACCCCCAGUGGUUUUAUUAAAAAUUCCUGUGCAGGCUUUGAUAUCUAUCAUUACAGCGUACUCUCUGAUCUUAGUCCUCACCAAAAAAGCCUUUUCUCAGCAUGUUUAACUCUUGUGCUUCCAAAAAAAGACCUGCCUGAUAGCUCAGACCUUCAAUCGUUCUUAUCUGCUCAAAUGACUCUGGAGGUACGAAUAUCUGAUGCUUGUGAUAAGUGUUACAAUGACGAAGGAGGCUGGUGUCAACUUGACAGCAACAAAUACUUCUACUGCAAUGCCGUUAGAGAGCGUAGGAGUAAGAUUCUGAAGGUGGUACUUGCAUCAGCCUUUUCUAUUGGAGUUAUCAUGCUGUUGAUCUUGGCUUACUGCUUCAAACGAAAGUUUUUCCAUGCUACGUUUUGUCUUUCCUGGGCAAGAAAUCAUCCAACACAGCAAAUAAUUGAAGAUUUUCUAAAGCAACAUAGAACCUCUUUUUCUAAAAUUUAUAGUUACUCAGAGAUAAAGAAAAUGACAAGCAACUUCAAAAUAAAAUUAGGCCAAGGAGGAUAUGGUAUUGUAUACAAAGGAAGCCUACUAGAUGGGCAACUUGUUGCAGUAAAGGUACUGAGUGAACUAAAAGGUACUGGUGAGGAAUUCAUCAAUGAGGUGGCAAGCAUAAGCAGGACUUCUCAUGUUAACAUUGUUACUCUUUUAGGGUUUUGUUUUGAAGGGUCAAACAAGAUUCUUGUUUAUGAGUUUAUGGCUAAUGGAUCUUUGGAGAAGUUCAUAUUUCAAAAUGAAGCUAACCUCCAUGAUGGUAACCUACAGUUGAGUUGUGAAAUAUUGCACAAGAUUGCAGUGGGUGUUGCACGAGGAUUAGAGUAUUUGCAUAGAGGAUGUAACACACGGAUAUUGCAUUUUGACAUAAAACCUCACAACAUUUUGUUGGAUGAGAACUUUUGCCCAAAAAUCUCAGAUUUUGGACUAGCUAAGAUAUGCCCUGGAAAUGAAAGCAUUGUAUCCAUGUUGGGUGCUAGAGGAACCAUAGGAUAUAUUGCUCCUGAGGUAAUUUAUAGAAAUUUUGGUGCCGUCUCUCAAAAAUCAGAUGUUUAUAGUUUUGGAAUGAUGGUUUUGGAAAUGGUUGGAGGAAGAAGCAAUGUGAAUGUUAAGGUUGACAAAACUAGUGAAAUAUAUUUUCCUCAUUGGAUUUAUAAACGUCUAGAAUUAAAUCAAGACCUUGCAUUGCAAAGCCUUAGAGAUGAAGGAGACAAAGAGAUCAUAAGAUGGAUGGUGAUAACAAGCUUAUGGUGUAUACAAACUAACCCUUCAGACCGUCCAAUAAUGAGUAAAGUGGUGGAGAUGCUUGAAGGCAGAGUUGAGAUUGUGCAACUUCCACCAAAGCCUUAUUUAUCAUCUCCUUCUCGAUCACCAUACCCUUCCUCUUCCUCAACUCCUUGAUUCCAUAGUGAUUAUUUUCUCUUUAUUUUUUUUUACCUAUGGAAUUUUUUGAUUGUAUAUAGGUGUCCUCCUAUUGGAGUGGAGGUAAUCCUGUUCGAAAUACAAUAGGGCAUUAAAUGCGGGUAUUUCUCUUAGUGAGAAUUUGAAUCUUGAUUUGUCAUAUUAUAAGGCAUUUAAUAUAGGGCAUUUUCAUUUUGGAGCUCAUAUGUUCAAGUUCUUGUGUCUGCUUUUUAUUUUAUGAUAAGAUCUCUGCUAAUACAUUAAAGUUUCACAUGC